UACAUGCACCGGUUGCGCGGUUAUCGCGUAGAGUUCAUCACGCAGAGUCCCGCGACAGCCACGACGUGUCUGUCAUUAGUUCGUUGAGCAGCACGAUAGAAGAUGAACGUGGUUGCGUUAAUAAGUGGAGGCAAAGACAGCUGCUACAACAUGAUGCAGUGCGUUGCUGCUGGGCACCGGAUCGCAGCUCUGGCCAACCUCCGUCCUGCCAACACAGACGAGUUGGACAGCUACAUGUACCAGACCGUGGGCCACCAGGCCGUACACCUGUUUGCUGAGGCCAUGGAUCUGCCCCUGUACCGACGCACCAUCCGGGGCUCGAGCCUGAACACCAGCAGGAACUACAGCGUGACGGAGGGGGACGAGGUGGAGGAUCUGUACGAGCUGCUGCUCCUCGUCAAGGAAAAGGAGGGUGUCGAGGCGGUGUCUGUAGGGGCCAUCCUCUCCGAUUACCAGAGGGUCCGUGUGGAAAAUGUAUGUUUGCGUCUCGGUUUGCAGCCCCUGGCUUACCUGUGGCGCCGAGAUCAAGAGUCCCUGCUCUCCGAGAUGAUAUCGUUUGACCUCCACGCCGUCCUCAUCAAAGUCGCCGCCUUCGGCCUGGAUCCAGAGAAGCACUUAGGGAAACCUCUGGCGGACGUGGAGGCCGAACUGAAACAGCUCUCCCAGAAGUAUGGAGUCCAUAUCUGUGGAGAAGGAGGUGAAUAUGAAACCUUCACCCUCGAUUGCCCCCUAUUCAAAAAGAAGAUGGUCAUCGAUGCAGCGGAGAUGGUGAUCCACUCGGCAGAUGCCUUUGCUCCUGUUGGCUACCUCAACUUCACCGCGAUGCACACGGAGAACAAGGAUGCCGAUGUGGUGGCGAGAGCUUUGCCCCAUGGUAGUUGUCCUUGCCAGAACGCCAUUGACAAGAUGACUGAGGAGGUGGAAUAUGCUGAUCAAGCUCAAGACAACCAGCAAGAAUUUACAUCAGAUUGUGACCUUAGUUGUCAGCAGGGCCACGAUCUCCUCCCCUCCUGCUCACCAAGAAGCUCCGAAGGCUAUCAGUGGAUCUCUGGCAUCAACGGCCUUCAGUGCAAAGAUCUCGGGAUCCAGGGCCAGACAUCGGCUGCUUUCAAACAGCUGCAGAGUGAGCUGGACAGCAGAGGCUGGAAGAUGAAGGACAUCCUCCUUGUUCAUCUGUACGUGAGGUCCAUGGAGGACUUUGUUGCUCUCAACGCCGUCUAUAAGGAGCACUUUGGCAUGAACCCGCCAGCAAGGGUGUGUGUUCAGGCUCCUCUCCCUGCCAGCCGGCUGCUGCAGAUGGACUGCCUGCUCCAGGACUGGACCGAGCCCCCGGAGGAGGGCUGCUUCCACCAGAGGGAAGCCCUGCAUGUCCAGAGCCUGUCCCACUGGGCCCCGGCCAACAUCGGGCCCUACAGUCAGGCCCUCAGGGUUGACGAGUCAGUGUUCUGCGCGGGUCAGAUUGCAUUAGUCCCAUGUACCAUGCAGCUGGUAAAGGCUGGGACCAGGAUCCAGGCCCACUUGUCCUUCAGCCACGUCAAGAAGGUUCUGGAGGCCGUGAUCAGCAGCCUGACUCUAGCUCAUGUGGUCCAGGCCCACUGCUACAUCACAAGACGCCAAGACGCCCCCAUCGUCAGGGCCGUCUGGGAGAGCAUGCUGAGGGCUGCAGAGGAAGAGAAGGACAUCCGGCGGGAGCCUGAGGCCCGCCCCGCGCCGCUGUCGGUCGUCGUGGUGCCGGCCUUACCCAGGGGGGCGGCCGUCGAGCUCCACGUCACCGCGGUUCAGGACGACCCCGCCAGGAGGACUUCCUGCCGCACGACCACCGAGCUGGCGUGCGGCUCCGUGGAGUGCCACGCCGUGACGUCGGCCGCCGCGCGCCGCGCCGCGCUCUCGCUCUCCCUGGCUGUGCCCGGCGAUGACCCGGAGGUCACGGCUGGAGAGGACGUCGCGGACGCCGUCGCCGCCACGUUCAAGCGAGCCGUGGACAAGAUGGACGCCCGGCUGGUGCCGCUGUGUGCCAGGGUGUUCUACAAGUGCCGCCACGCUGUGGCACGGCAGGUUGCUCGAGGACUGGAAGAAAGUUUGAGAAGCUCUCUCGGAGCAUCCAGUCCGUCUGUGGCUCUGGUUCCGGUCCUGGACUUGCCUGACUCCCAGGUCCUCCACCUGUCCUGCUGGCUCAGUGGAUAGAAACACAGCCGAGUCGUCCACGGCACUGGAAUUCAUUUGGGCUUUUCUGCAGGAGUGCAUCUGACAACAGAACACCACAUGACUUACACCACCACAUCAGGGCAUGUGGAAAGUACAAACUGCAUCACUGCUCCUUAAUGUUGUCACUGCUAAUUGUCGAGAAUGCAAAGCUUUUCUCUGUCUGCGCGUGGUUUUGAUAAUGUUCUGCUUUGAGGGUGUAUUUAUUCCACUUCAUAUCCCAGAAUGUGUAAUUCACUCCUCUGGAGUUAAAUACUGCAGCAGCUGUUAUUCUGGGAGAAGAGUCUUACGGAACCUCUCCGAGCUCAAGCUGCAUACCAGAGGACUGGAGACCGUCGGCAGUGUCUCGUUCCACGAGGCGAUAAGCUGUACCCCUGAUAUCCCACUGUUCCUCUCCCCACGUCGGCUAACACCCCUCAUAAAGGCCGAGUGCCACCGCUAACACCAUCUGUUCACUUGUAAACCUAUAGAUUGACUGAGCGACGGUUUGUGGCAGUGUGUAAUGUGUGCGCAUGAGGUGACUGUGUUGAUCGCUCUCAUGCUCUAUGGGAUCCAAGGUGUGUUAUUAUUGUGUAAUAGGCAAUCAGCACCAAGCACCUGAAAAGAUUAAGCCUCUUUAUGUUUUCUAUUGAUUCUAAGGCAAGCUGGUUAAUAGGAGGGGGACACCACCACACACACCGCUGCAGGGCAGGUGUGUGUGUGGUGUGUGUGCGUGGCUGUCGAUGGACAUUGUGACGAUGUGGGAAGAAAAUAACACCAUUAAGCAUUGCUCCUGGAACAUUUGUUUUCUCAAAGAUCAUGAACCGUAUUGAUGAUCGAGUUGGAACGCUUCUUCACUCUCUUCUCUUCAUUGUGCUUGUGACGGCGGCAGAGUGGAGUGAACUAUUGAUCCCGACCCACCGCAAUGUGGUUUUGAUUGUUAUCAAAAAUUGAACAAUAGAGGCAGCCAAUAGGGCCUGAAGAUGUUUAUUGAGAGUUGAAAAACACAAACAAGCAAUUAUUUAUGAGAAAGAGCAAGCCGAUGCGCCAUAAAUAUACAGUGUGUGUGUUAAUGUGCACCGGUUUGGUUUUAAAGGGCCUCACCAGGGGACAUUCACAGUUGUUGAAUGAUGCAGCUGUCCAAUGCACACCGAGAUGAAGGUAUAUUUUAAUAAAGUACUUUCAUUAUAUACUUGUACACCCCCAAGUCAAGUAAACACUAGACAGUCAAUCCACAAAUAUUUGAUGAUACUUCAGUGUUUUCAAUAAAUAGAGCUGUUUUAACAGCCACACAUCUUGCAAUGACAAAAUAGAGCUGCAGACAUCUUCCUAAAAAGGUUUUCUUUGUCAAUGUUUCUUCUUUAAACGUCUAAAUGUGUGUAACAUGUUGAAUGCCGAGCAGCGUGUCGACAAACGAGACCGCUGAGCAAACACGCGCGUUCUGCAGUCUUGGUAAACAUGCGGGAAAGAUUGAGAAAUGUUUUGGGGUUCAAAUUUAUCAAUGAAAAUAAAGAAACGGCACACACCA
Messenger RNA from Pseudoliparis swirei, 3709 nucleotides. RefSeq names its product diphthamine biosynthesis 6 (gene dph6). Gene Ontology annotation, molecular function: diphthine-ammonia ligase activity. Gene Ontology annotation, biological process: protein histidyl modification to diphthamide. The record is from RefSeq and is a predicted model, not a curated record. The coding region runs from base 103 to 2184 and encodes 693 amino acids. The transcript is spliced from 15 exons. Lineage: Eukaryota; Metazoa; Chordata; Actinopteri; Perciformes; Liparidae.